GAGGCUUUAUCAAAACAGAUUGAGAUGGUGAAGAACUGUCUGACUACACAUCACAAACUAAUGUCAGACUUCAAACACUUACUAAAAGCUUUAGCCCGUGAUGAACUUGAAGAUGAGGAGGAUGAAGGAAGAGUGAAACUCUUUAUGGCAGAAUACAAAAGCUUUUCAGAAGCAUUUGCUACCAUGAUUAAAAUUCUCAUGGUCGGUACAAGUGAAGACAAACUUGACAAGGUGAACCAAUUAGCCAAACUUUUGAUCAACAUUCAAAAUCUAACAGUAGAAACUAGAAGGUUGUAUGAUGAUCUUGUAAGUCUGGCUGCACCCUUAACUAUUCCUAAAGGGUUAGAUGAGCCUACUAGUGACAAAACACCACCUAGUUUUGCUUCAGCUCUGAGAAAUCAAGUGAGAGAAAAUGAGCAACAAGAAUCUGAUAGAGAACAAGCUCAAGAAGAUGAGGCAACAAAGGAUAAAGUUGGGAGAAGUACAGUUAAAGUGAAGGAUAGAACUGAAGAAAAGGAAGUUGACAAAGUGUGUGGUCUGGAGGGUACAGGCGCUAGCCCUGCCACAUCACCACCUGCCAUCAAGCAAGUCCAAGCUCCAAGACUACCUACAACUGUGAUGCGUGAUCCACGCACUGGAAAAAUGUUACAAGUACGCAACACACAUGCUAUUAAUGUUUGGAGAAGAGUUAAAGGCAAAUUAGAUGGUAGAGACCCAGACCCCACAAGACGGUGCACUGUUCAAGAACAAGUGGAUUAUGUAAUAGCAGAAGCUACCAGCGUGGAAAACCUGGCAACAUUGUAUGAAGGUUGGACUGCCUGGGUGUGAAGUAGUAGAAACAUGUAGGCUGGUUAUACAACCUGAUUUAGCAUACAUACAGACCAGACAGUCUGAGAGGCGGUGCAAGUCAACCUUGCGUACAAGGUUCUCAGCCUCCACCAGUCCCCCUUGUCCCUCUUACUGACCUUUCUCUUGGAAGAAUACAUGGUGUGCAACAAACUACUCGGCACUGUCCCUGAACGAUCAUUUUGAUGCCUUGUUGAGAAAGGUCACAGGGACUUCAGGAAAGGUUACAGGGACUUUAGAAAGCAAUGGAAUUUGACCAUCAUACUCCAUGCUUUUAACAAAGAAUGAUGGUAUUGCAAUGAGCAAUCGAAGAGGCUUCUAUUGUAGCGGAAAUGGUGAAUGGAUGGAAAGCUAGGAUCUGCAACCUGUGCUAACAAUAGAUCAUAGCACAAGAGAACUUUAAUGAUUCUCAUUAAGAUGUGAAAAGCAGAAUUAUAUAGUAACCAGAGUGAGAAGUAGAACAGAAAUGUUGGUUUGAAUUUUUUUUAAGUAAGACUAAUUUCAAAAUCCAGAUGUUUCAUGGGUAAAAGAAAUUAAUUUAGUAUUUGUAUGGUGUGUAUAAUAAAGUUAAUGUAUGCUCUUUUUCAGAAUGAUUGGUUUAUUAGAAAUAAAAGCAAAUAGUUGUUAUUUAUUAUGUUGCUAUUUUUAACUAGCAUGUUUUAUUUUGACCAACUUACUUCAAUAGCUAAUUAGAUCUUAAUGUUUUUAUCAACAGAACUUUAGGUAUAUUUACAGGAAAAAGUAUUUUUAAUCACAAUAGUGGGUACUGAAACUGCUUGAAAAGUAUUGCGCUAUACAAUUUUAAAAUUAUUAUUACUACAGGAAAUCUGAAUAUUUGUGGGUAGAUUUUACUAAAACUUCUUAAAAUGGUAACAUCAAGUGAAUUGGCAGUGUUAUAUCACAAUUAUAGAAGGGGAUAAUAAACUAUAAUAAUGGUAAGACUGCUAGAAUUGUUACAAAUCACAAUUGUGAUUGGAUGGAAUUGCUUAAAAUAGUAAGGGGAAAUUUGUUGACUUGUAAUAGCUGUACUGGUUAAUUGUUAUAAAGGACAGAUUUUGACUACUGCAGUUUUACUGUGACCCAUUGAAUAUAGUGAAAUAUUAGUGGCCUAAUGUUGUAACUGUAUUUGUACUGUAGUAUAUCUUCAACAUAUUAAAAUAUAUAGCACAUUAUUGUAUUACCCACAACAUAAAGCAUGAAUUAACUGAAAUGGAGAAAAAUUAGUACUAUUGUGAUAUGAAAAUAUUUUUAGUAAGGUAUUAUAAACAAUUGUAAUCAUUCUGAACAUUUUAUUACAUCAUUGACUGCAUGUAGUAAGGCAUAUUAACAAUUGUUAACAUGUAGUUACAUCAAAAAGUGUUAGUAUUGCAUCAUUGGCUGAAGUGUAGUAAGGCAUGAUAAACACUUGUUAACAUGCAGUGACAUUAAAAAAAGUGUUAGUAUUACAUCAUUGACUGCAUGUAGUAAGGCAUAUUAACACUUGUUAACAUGUAGUGACAUCGUUAGUAUUACAUCAUUGACUGCAGCAUAGUAAGGCAUAUUAACACUUGUUAACAUGUAGUGACAUUGUUAGUAUCACAUCAUUGACUGCAGUGUAGUAAGGCAUGAUAAACACUUGUUAACAUGUAGUUACAUCAAAAAGUGUUAGUAUUGCAUCAUUGGCUGCAGCGUAGUAAGGCAUAUUAACACUUUUUAACAUGUAGUGACAUUGUUAGUAUUGCAUCAUUGGCUGCAGUGUAGUAAGGCAUGAUAAACACUUGUUAACAUGCAGUGACAUUAAAAAAGUGUUAGUAUUACAUCAUUGACUGCAGUGUAGUAAGGCAUAUUAACACUUUUUAACAUGUAGUGACAUUGUUAGUAUUACAUCAUUGACUGCAGUGUAGUAAGGCAUGAUAAACACUUGUUAACAUGCAGUGACAUUAAAAAAGUGUUAGUAUACAUCAUUGACUGCAGCGUAGUAAGGCAUAUUAACACUUUUUAACAUGUAGUGACAUUGUUAGUAUUACAUCAUUGAAUGCAGUGUAGUAAGGCAUGAUAAACACUUGUUAGUUAACGUGUAUGACAUAAUUAAGUGUUAGUAUUACAUAAUUGACAGCAGUGUAGUAAGGCAUGAUAAAAACUUGUUAACAUGUAGUGGCAUAAAAAGUGUUAGUAUUACAUCAUUGACUGCAGUGAACUAAGGCAUGAUAAACACUUGUUAGCAUGUAGUGACAUCACAACAUACAGUAUUAGUAUUACAUAAUUGACUGCAGUGUAGUAAGGCAUAAUAAACACUUGUUAACAUGUAGUGACAUCAAAGAGUGUUUAGUAUUUCAUAAUUGACUGAAGUGUAGUAAGGCAUGAUAAACACUUGUUAACAUGUAGUGACAUCAUAACAUAAUGUAUUAGUAUUACAUAAUUGACUGCAGUGUAGUAAGGCAUGAUAAACACUUGUUAACAUGUAGUGACAUCAAAGAGUGUUUAGUAUUACAUAAUUGACUGAAGUGUAGUAAGGCAUGAUAAACACAUGAUGAAAUCUGUGUCUGUAUCUGUUUGUUACUGUGCAACAAGGCAGCAAGCAAGAUCAUAACAUAGUCUAAAAUCAUUUAAUAUAACAUAAUAAAAUUAAUAAAGCUAUUAUGAAGUUAUUGAAGUAAUAGUAGUACAUCUUUCAUACAUUGUUGUAGUUAAAUAAACACAGUAUAAACAUCAUUGGCAUGUGCUUACUCUCUACCAACUGAAUAUUAGCAUUUACUGUACUAACAAAGCAGAUAAGCUUUUUGAUUAUGUUUGUUCAAAAGGUUUAGAUGCAAAGAGAAAAUUCAGUGUAUUUUAGUGAAGAAUUUCAACAGUAAUUAUCCAGUGUUAAAGGGAUGUUAAUUGAAGUUUAUUUUAAGUUGAUUUAAAGUGAAUUAAUUACAAGUUAUAUUAUAAUUAUAAUGUUGAAUGGUUUUGCGUAACUUGUAAUAUAAUUUACUUAAGACUAUGGUUACAUUAUUUGGAUAAUUUGUUAAAGUUUCAAUCGGCAUAUUUCUGUUUGUGUUUUAAUAACUUCAAUAAAUGUGUUGUUUAAA
Messenger RNA from Anneissia japonica, 3899 nucleotides. RefSeq names its product serine/threonine-protein kinase SMG1-like. Lineage: Eukaryota; Metazoa; Echinodermata; Crinoidea; Comatulida; Comatulidae. Gene Ontology annotation, molecular function: protein binding. The record is from RefSeq and is a predicted model, not a curated record. Gene Ontology annotation, cellular component: nucleus.